CGUCUACGCAGCGUGCGUGAUGUAACGUGGUUGGGAACUGCUGCGAUGUUGUGAGGCCUUGGAUACGCCGAGGUCCGGGCGUUUCUCGUGAUUUUGUUCCCCGCUGUGGGUUGUCAAGUUUUCUGAUUUGUAUCUUAGCUACCUUCAGUCCAAACAUGGAAGCCCCAGCCAAAGUAGUGCAAAAAGGGGUACGGAAAAUACGGCCUCCAAAGGCUAAGACUUCUUUCAGCAAUCCUUUUGCUUUUGAUUGGUGUCCUUUGAACCAGGGAAGCAUGGAAUUCAUCUUAAAGAAGUUGCAGGAAACGUUUCAACAGAUUAAUCUGUACAAACAGGAAUCAAUUCAGAAGCCUAGGAAACCAAGAGCUACCAAGACAUCAAAAAAUCAAGAAAAUAGAAGUAUGGAAGAGAAUGUUGAAGGAAUCAGAGAAGGCCAGAAGAUUGAAGACUUGAAAGAGGAUGAUAAAGUGAUUAGAGGCCCAGAGACCAAGCAAGGAUGGACUAAUGUGGAACUUCGGAAACAGCUGGCUAUUGGAAUCAAUGAAGUAACUCGAGGCUUAGAGAAGGACAAAUUAUGUUUGGUUCUGGUGUGCAAGUCAGUGAAACCUCCUAUUAUGACCCAGCAUCUCAUUCAGCUAAGCGUAAGUAGAACAGUCCCUGCCUGUCAGGUUCCCCAACUGAGUGAAACUGUGGCACCUUUAUUGGGCUUAAAAUCUACACUUGCACUGGGAUUUAAAAAGAAUUCAGAAACUUUUAUUGAAAUGAUUAAUGCUAUUGGCCCACAGGUGCCACCUUUAAAUAUUUCAUGGAUGCAGGAAAGUCAGCAAGUUGAGAGUGCUGAAGAAUUAGAGACAGAGUUUGAAGGGACCAAUGAAAUGCCAAUGACAGAAGAAAUGGAUGUUGCAUUUCCACAAAGUCAGAAGCGUAAAUUCUGUGAAAUUGCAUCAAAAGACAGUCCUCUGGAAUUCUGUAGUACGACAAAGAAAAAAGCAGGAAUGAUGUUGCUGCCUUUAAAAAUAAAGAAAGUAAUUCCAAAUCCAAAUAAAAUUCGGAAGCCAAAAAAGAAAAAGAAAUAACAAUUGACUGCUGGACUUGAGCUAGAAAAUGUAGGCAACGGCAGUAAGUCAGUUAUUGUUUGUGAACAGCAGGUAAAGAAAUGCUGGAAAUAUUCAGAUCAGACAGGAUCUGUGUAGAGAAAAGUGUUUCAUAACUGACUUCCCUUUCUUUUUACGAAUUCAGAUUUCCACCAUCUGUAGCUUGUUGCUUUCAGAUAAAUCAUGGAUUUAUUUAUGUACCCUAUGACAAAAUUGAAUUAAAAUUGUAUUUAUAAAGGAACAGAAGAGGGAAGAGGUUGGUAAAACAUUCUCAAACAUGUAAUUUUCUGAAUUAAAUAUUUUGUGCAAUUUCA
Molecule: messenger RNA, 1405 nt
Organism: Mobula hypostoma (lesser devil ray)
Lineage: Eukaryota; Metazoa; Chordata; Chondrichthyes; Myliobatiformes; Myliobatidae
Gene: rpp38
Product: ribonuclease P/MRP 38 subunit
Exons: 2
Coding region: 156-1073 (305 amino acids)
Biological process (GO): tRNA 5'-leader removal
Cellular component (GO): ribonuclease MRP complex; nucleolar ribonuclease P complex; fibrillar center
Molecular function (GO): ribonuclease P activity; ribonuclease P RNA binding
Source: RefSeq, a predicted model, not a curated record